Thunnus maccoyii (southern bluefin tuna) is the source of this 5643-nucleotide messenger RNA. RefSeq names its product Kruppel-like factor 7b (gene klf7b). Lineage: Eukaryota; Metazoa; Chordata; Actinopteri; Scombriformes; Scombridae. The record is from RefSeq and is a predicted model, not a curated record. The transcript has 4 exons. Gene Ontology annotation, molecular function: RNA polymerase II cis-regulatory region sequence-specific DNA binding; DNA-binding transcription factor activity, RNA polymerase II-specific. Bases 363 to 1292 code for a protein of 309 amino acids. Gene Ontology annotation, biological process: regulation of transcription by RNA polymerase II.
UGCUUGGAGGAGCGAACCUGGCAACCUGGCAGCUUGUACGGAGAUUGGCAAUCUGGCAAUGCGGAAAUAGAUCUGGCACCCCCGAUCCCGAACUGAGGAGAGAGGCGUGACAGAGCGAGCAGAGAGGAGAGGGGAUUGCAUUGACAAAGAUAAAAUAAUCAACUCUUUCUUUCCUGUUACCUUUUUUUCUUUUUUUUAUUAAAGUGCUCAGGUGCGCUCAUCUGCACCAGCUGGGUUCCCCCCCCCACCCCCCAGCAUUUGUUUUUUUUAAAUUUGUCAAGUCUGAGAAGAGGAUAGAAGAAGUGCGUUUUUAUCGUUUGGAUUCCGUACUUCUUUACCGACUUCUGUUUUUUGCAUCAAGCAUGGAUGUGUUGGCGAAUUACAGUAUUUUCCAGGAACUCCAACUCGUGCAUGACACUGGUUAUUUCUCCGCGAUGCCUUCCCUGGAGGAGAACUGGCAGCAGACAUGUCUAGAGUUGGAGCGGUAUCUACAGACGGAGCCCAAACGUCUCUCAGAGCUGUUUGAUGAGGAGCUGGACUGUCUCUUAACGCCAUCCUUCAUGCAGGGUGGUGACAGUGACGAGGACCUGAUGGACCCCCUCCUCCCCAGCCUGCCCGACCAGCCCAGCCCGCCUCCACUACUGGUAACUCUCCCCAAGGUCCAGGCCAAAAUCCUCCAGAUGCCCAACCACAGCAAGACCCAAGCAGAAGCAGGAACUGAAACCCUCACAACAAAGGAGCAAGUCCUUGGAGGGGUCAGCGCCGCACAGCUUAGCGCUGCCGUCACAUCCCUAACACCACCAUCAUCACCAGAGCUCGGCCGCCACCUCAUCAAACCCACACAAACGCUGACUGCGACGGCAGAUGGCACACUAACACUCAAACUGGUGGCAAAGAAGGUAGGGUUAGGGGCGGCCAAACUGGUGGCAGCACGAGCAUUACCGUCCCCACCGAGCCGAGGAGGAGCCCUCAGUGACAGCGAGCAGGGAGGAGGAGGAAGUCUGGGAGGAGACGUACCAGAGAACAAGAAGAGAGUCCACCGAUGCCAGUUUAACGGCUGCAGGAAGGUUUACACCAAGAGCUCCCAUCUGAAGGCACAUCAGAGGACCCACACAGGUGAGAAGCCCUAUAAGUGCUCAUGGGAGGGCUGCGAAUGGCGUUUUGCCCGAAGUGAUGAGUUGACACGGCACUACCGCAAACACACCGGAGCAAAGCCAUUCAAGUGCAACCACUGCGACAGGUGUUUCUCUCGGUCGGACCACCUGGCCCUGCACAUGAAGAGGCACAUCUGAGGGCAAAAAGAAAAGGCAAAGGAGAGGAGAAGAAGAGAGAGGAGGAGGAAGAGGAAUAGGAGAAGAGAUAGGAGGAGAGAGGGAUGGGCAGUCGAGCUACCAACCGCCCGCCUCGUUCACCCCGUCCAUACACAAGUCGGACGCCUGCAGGCCAACGCAUCCAUCCAAGGAUGGACCCAUCAGACGGGGAUCGGAGGAAAACGAGGAGUAGCUAGAAUGUUGUUUUUCUUUAAAAUUACACACUCACACACUCGCAAUAGUGAACACUUCACACACCCGUCUUUGAAUGCAUCAUCCUGGUGAGCCCCGGCCGCUCUCAUGCGGCUCUGGGGACUUGGACACUGCCAAACCAAAAUAUACUUAACUUGCUUGAUGAAACAUUAUGCUGCCUUUUUUCUUUCUCUGUAUUCAGUGUGUUUUUACCAUAAAAGUCACUUUGGGUGAGGAGAUAGUUCAGUGGGGAAAUUUUAAAUAUCCAUAUAGUCAGUUGUUAGUGCUUUACCGGCUUUUGAAAUCAAAUACUCAACUUUUUUUCUUUUUUUGAUGUUUCUCAUACACGGAACAUAAGAAACCAUCAUCUGCUGCAGUCAGCUUCAGUAAUCAAUGUGAAGAAAACAACAAUGCCAAAUCUGCAGGAGAGAGACUUCUAGCAUGGCUGACAAUCGAACCCAGCGCUCGGGUGCUGGGUGUUUCAGUGCACCCAUGGGACCUCGGUCAGCGGGUGCUGCUGCAGCUCUCAGGCUCUCCUCCAGUGGGUGUUUGCUUCUCUCAACUUCACUGAGACGCCUGCUGCCUCCGCAGGCCAUCUGACAGAAAUGCGCAGCGACACUUUCUUCCCUUUUUUUCUACUUAGAGGACGAUAAUUCUUCUUAUUGUUGUUAUUACAAAGAAUGACACUUUGUUCUUUUCUCUCUUGGAGAAAAUGUCUUAAAACUCACUGAAUUGUGUUUGGGGGGAAAAAAAAACUGAAAAUCUCAGAUGACUUCAACAGAAUGUGUGGGUUGAGAAGGAGAGCGUUGUUGGUCUUUGAAUCCCUAUGUGCUCCAACUCUGCUUCUGCAGUCUGUAAGCAACCAGUGGAUGAAAAAAACUGAAUCAUACAAAACUCUCAUAAAAGGGAUUUUGUUUUGUUUUUUUGGACAAAAAUAAAAGCAGAGAGCGGAGAGGUCUUCAGUUUUUCAUGCUGCUCUUUCUGCCCCGCGAUUCACUCCAGCUGAAAAACGUAACCCUGGCAUGACCCUUCCUGGUCUUGCACUCUACCAGAGCCAGGCGGAGGACUCGCUAGAAACUGGAAACCUCUUUCUUUCUUUUUUUCCAAAUGUCAUCCUGGAGCGCUUUCACAGACAAGACAUCUCAUCUCCUUGGCAGCGCUGCAGGGUGGGAACGGAGGCUGAGGUUUUUUGGUUGUUCACAUGGGACUAAAGAGGCCAACUGACCUCGGCGUGGUGUUGCCGAACAGACACGGUCACGUCAGCCUGGUCAAAUUUGCCUGUUUUGCAUCCAUUGAUUGCACUGACUUUUUUUUUUCAAUGUUAUCUGUGCUUUUUUUUCUACAGCAAAAAAAAAAAUAUGGAAAAAAGGAACACAAAGAAAAAAAAUCAUAAAAAGACUUGAAAAAAAUACGACACAAAAACAAUUCUGUCUCGCUCUACACAUUGCAUACAGAACAAGCACACAUACUCUGUUAACACACACACACACACACACACACACACACACACACACACACACUGCCGUUUCUUUGCUGACAGCUCCUCUUGAGAUAAGACUAAUAAGAUUUAGGAAAAUAAUUAUUAAACUAAUGAACAGAGUUGGAAAACAAAACACUGCAUGGCAGGCUUUAUUGCAAACACACACACACACACACACAAACACACUCUCUCUCUCUCUUUCUGGAAUUACAUGUUCUGCUCCCAAAUCUUUUUUCACAGUAGGAAUUUAGCAACUGUUGUUUAGUAGAAGAGUAUCUUAGCUCUCGGCUGGAGGUAACAAACGAUUCCAAAUCCUUUGAAGUGAGAAAUCAGCUUGUUCUCAGUUCCAACAAUCACCCACAUAUCCCUCGCUACAGUUUGUGCCUCUCAUUUAAUCAGCAUUUUUUUUUUUUUACUUCUGAGACUUCUUGUUACAUUAUUGGUUUGAAUUGAGCAUAUGAGCCAGUGUCUUCAUCAUAAAUAAAUAGAAAUAAAACAGUUGCAGAACCUCUUUUAAGAAAAACAUAAUCCUCAAAGACGCUGCUUCCCUGCCUCUCAUGUACAAUGAAUUUGAAUGUUUUCAAGCUGAAUCCCAAACAACCAGAAUCAUUAUCAUAUUAAUUUCCCUUAAAAACCUGGUAAAUCAACUUUCCAAACAUGGAAAAGUUCUGAAAAAUGACAAAAUGACAGUGAGUUGUGCUUGAAAUCAGGUUGUCAUUGGGAUCACAAGCUCCUCAAUCUGUUUGGUGUCCCCAUAGCCAUUUAGAAAUAUUUUUAUGUUGAUAAAAUGAUUUCCAUGAGUAGGAUUAAGAACACUUGUUAAAUGUUCAACUGGAAGUCACUGAACACUGUCUUAUUGUCCUAUUUCACCAGAAUUUAUCUUAGUGCUAUUUUGUACAUAAUUCAAUAAUUUGAUCUGAAUCAUCACAAAGUAAAUCUCUGUGGAGGUUUUGUGCCAAUUUUAACUUUGGCAUGCAAAUUUGCAAAAUAAAUCAAUCAAUCUCAUUGCCAAAAGUCAAUGUUCAGACCGAAAACAUCCCUGCAUGAAAACAAAGUAAGGGGCUGCAUUGGUGUUGUUUAAGGUACCGCUGAGACAAUGAAAUACAAUCCAGGAAGCUGAGUUGGAGCUACAGAUGAAUGUGUUUAAAGGUUUGUCAGAUGCCAAAACACCACACAGACGAGAUUUUACAACUCUGGAAAGUUAUCACCGCGGCAACAGUUUUAUCUUUAGACAUAAGAGAAACAGUCGAAUGUGAAGAACUAGAAAGUAAUCCACCAGGAAUGUGAGCCUGCGUGUACAUUUUUUAUGCAGAGCUAAUGUCGGUCUGAACGCCCCCUAACAGUUGUCAUAACUGCAACAAAGCAUUAAGGAAUCUUGCUUUGCCACUUCCUGUGUUGAGGAUUAUGUCUUCCAAAAGACAGCAAGCAUGUUAAAUCAUCUGCUAGCUAUUCAAAGUUACACUUUAUGUUUGAUGAAAACACUGGCUUGUAUCUUUGACCCAAAUACAAUCAUUAACACUAAAAUCUCUAAUGUAAAAAAUGAUGCUUUGGAAACAUGAGAGGUGCAAAGUGGAUCGAGCACAUAUCCGGGUGAAUAUGCUUUGCUGGAUUGUUGCAGGAAAAAUAAACUUGCCUUGCAAUCAGGGCACUACUGAUACCACCAACAUCAACACCGCUGCUCCAUCCGCCCACCACCAUCCGUAUGCCCUGUAGCACAUGCAAGCAGUCUAAUAUUCACUGCUGCUGACUGGUGCGACUGGGUUAGGGUGCAGGGUUCCUGAAGCUGGCGGGGGAUUUCACAUCCCAGCGUGGCCAGUCAUCGUGCCAGUCGGCCUUGCCAGCCUCCAUUAGGUGAAACAGUGAAAACAUUCCCCUUCAGGGGGGUUUAUGGUGCAGCUUCGAACAAUCGAUACCAAAAACCUCCAGCAUGGAACUGCCCUUUAGCCACGGGCAGAGUCUCCCUGGUCAGGAGAGAUUGGCGGGAGACCGCCUCCAUAUGAGGCCUCUGUAUCCAGCGGCAGCUUUCUCUACUAACUCUCUCUUUCUGCUAAAUAUGACGUAAAGCAACCCACGUUUGAGAUGAAUCCAGUGUUUCAUAUUGAUUUCAUUUCAUUGUUAUCAGUUUCUGUUACAAAAGCUGUAUUGAUGGUUGUUUUCAUCAGCUUGGAUGAUGCAAAGUCAUGCCAAAAUGUUGAGACAUGCAAAGGGAUGUAGAAGGAGCCCUCCUAUACAGGAAGUACAAUCACAGAGGGAUGGGUAUCGUAGCACUUUUGUGAGGCUUUUGAUGGCAUGCAUGUGUGUGUGUGUGUGUGUGUGUGUGUGUGUGUGUGUGUGGUGUGUGUGCGUGCGUGUGUGUGUGUGUGUGUGUGUGUGUGUGUGUGUGUGUGUGUGUGUGUGUGUGUGUGUGUGUCCAUUAAGCAUACUGUGAGGGAAGCAGUUAUUCAGCAAAAGUGGUGAUAACUGAUUUUUAACUGCUGAACAGUUGUGCAACCAUGUAGAAGAAAAGUUUGUUGGUACAUUUGCUGUUGGGAAAUGUUUUUAAUGUAAGCAAUGGCUGACAAUGUGUUUGAUAUGCUUUGUUUAGACCUUUGAUUCAUUCAUUCAUACAUUCAUACAAGGAGCUCGAUGACUUGAGUCAAAUUAAAGAGAUGCAAACUCGAA